UUUUUCUGUUUUCUUCUCUUUCCAAGACUUUAUGAGAACAACAUUGUUUGUAGCAGGAUUUGGUUCAAGAACACGCGCCAGAGAUCUUGCUUAUGAAUUUGAAAGAUAUGGUAGACUAGUGCGUUGUGAUAUUCCAGCACCCAAAUCUUAUACAGCCAAAGUAUAUGCCUUUGUCGAGUUUGAAGAUCCUCAUGAUGCCGAGGAUGCAUUUAAUGAAAUGCACGGAAGACGUAUUGAUGGAUAUACCAUUAGUGUUCAAUGGGCUCGGAAUGCACCUAGUGCUACUUGGCGAUUAGGUGGACCAUCACAACCUGCGCCACGACCAUCAUUACCACCACCACCACCACCAUUACAUUAUCGAUAUCCUUCUUAUCGUUAUAGUCCAUAUCAUCGUCGCAGUACAAGUCGAUCUAGAAAAAGAUCCAUGUCUCCACCUCGAGGCAGAUCCCCUCCUCGUUACUAUCAUUCAAGGUCUCGUUCACCUAUUCCCACUUUGCAUACACCUAUUCCCACUUAUACCGAAAAACGAUCCCCUUCACCCUAAAUAAUAAUAAAAAAAAA
Gilbertella persicaria is the source of this 561-nucleotide messenger RNA. RefSeq lists its product as uncharacterized. Gene Ontology annotation, molecular function: RNA binding. Gene Ontology annotation, biological process: mRNA splicing, via spliceosome. NCBI's taxonomy places the organism in Eukaryota, Fungi, Mucoromycota, Mucoromycetes, Mucorales, Choanephoraceae. Gene Ontology annotation, cellular component: nuclear speck. The record is from RefSeq and is a predicted model, not a curated record. The coding region runs from base 32 to 544 and encodes 170 amino acids. The transcript is spliced from 4 exons.